UAGUAGUACAUCCUCCUCCUCCUCCUCCUCCCCUCCUCCCUCCUGCUUGGUACCAGUAUACAGUGAGUCAUGGACGGGCUAGGGCAUACCGCCUUGGUGGCGCAGCUCGUCGGGACCGUGGGCAGGCUCAUCUCCAAGAUCAUUGAUGCUGCGAGGACGGCACGCCAGAACAAGCGGGAGUGCGAGUACCUCGCCGUCCUCCUGUCCAUCAUCGGCGACGUGCUUCCUCGCCUGCCGCAUGACGCGGAUGUGGAUCGGCCGCUCAGAGAGCUGGGCAAGACGCUGGGCGAAGCGCACGAGCUGGUCCUCGCCUGCCAGAAUUGGAGCACAGCCAGGCAGCUCAUCGGCGCCCGCUGCCAUGCCGACAGCUUGAAGGAGGUCAGUACGAGGAUCGACUCCUACAUCAACCUCUUGAACUUGGUCUUUAAUACCACCGCCGGCCGCUCCCCUCGCAACCACACGACGACAGCGCCGUCGCCGGGCAGUUCCUCUCGUCCUGCCGGCCCCGUGAGGCUCACGUGGGCGGAUACAGCAGCGGCGACCAAUUACUUCGCCGACGAACUCAGACGAGGCAGCUCGGAGGCGUUGUACAAGGGCCGUCUCCGCGACGGCCCGGAGGUGGCCGUGAAGGUGCUGAACAAGAACGGGCGGCACAACGUGGAGGGCGCGUUCGUGGCAGAGCGCUACAUCCUCUCCCCCCUCCGGCACGACCACAUCGUGCGACUCGUCGGCUGGUGCUCCGAUGAGGAGGACCGCAUGUUCGUCUACGAGCACGAGCAAAUGAGCAACGGCACGCUCAGAGACCACCUGAUGCGCCUGCGCCGGCGCGCGCGCGUUCGAGCGCGCCUGCGGGGCGGCUCCUCUAGCUCGUCGCCGGUGAGGGCGACCUGGAAGGCGCGCGUCGAGGUGCUGGUGGGCGCGUCGCAGGCCAUCGAGCACUUGCACGGCCGCGCGGUCAUCCAUCGCAACGUCAGCUCGUUCAACAUCCUCCUUGACGGAAGCUGGUCACCGCGCCUGUCUGGCUUCGGCGAAGCGAUCUUGCAGGAGGCGACCGGCGACCAGCUUGUCGCCGAGGUCGUCGGCACGCCCAGUUAUCUCGACCCGGAGUACCGCCGCACGGGGCGUGUGAGCCCGGCCAGCGAUGUGUACAGCUUCGGGACGGUGAUGCUAGAGGCGCUGACGGGGGAGGAUCCGGCCACUCUGCAGGUGGACUCCGCGCUGCUGGCCAUACGGAACAACAAGCUGCGGGAUGUGCUGGACCGCCGCCCGGCCACGGCGGGGCAGCUGGAGGCGCUGGAGCUCGUGGCACGCACGGCGGAGUGCUGCCUGUACCCGCAUGGGAAGGACAGGCCGGCCAUCUCGAAGGUUGUGGUCAGCCUCGCGAGGGCGCUCCUGAUCAUAAAUUUUACUCCAUCCGUUUCAAAAUAGAUGACCCAACUUUGUACUAAUUUUAGUAUAAAAGUUGGAUUAUCUAUUUUGGAACGGAGGAAGUCAGUCGGAGACUAACUCAGGGCGUCUCCCUCGAGGCCCAGGGAGAACUAAUAUUGCUAAAGCAUACUCUCACUUCAUUGUAUAACUUCAAAUCUGUCUUAUUCUGUAUUAUAUUUGGACAUGUAUAAAAUACUGAUGCUAAAAUCUAUAAAGGGGUAGUGAAGCAAAAACUACCCUCAUGUUUUAAACAACAAAUCUACUGAGAGCACCGUUUUGGUAUAUUGAGCUUCUUUUUCUAGUCUUUGUU
Triticum aestivum (bread wheat) is the source of this 1738-nucleotide messenger RNA. Its product is annotated as probable serine/threonine-protein kinase PBL28. The transcript has a single exon. Gene Ontology annotation, molecular function: ATP binding; protein kinase activity. Gene Ontology annotation, biological process: protein phosphorylation; cell surface receptor signaling pathway. The coding region runs from base 70 to 1428 and encodes 452 amino acids. Lineage: Eukaryota; Viridiplantae; Streptophyta; Magnoliopsida; Poales; Poaceae. The record is from RefSeq and is a predicted model, not a curated record.